This is a messenger RNA of Phragmites australis (common reed), 1699 nucleotides long. RefSeq lists its product as uncharacterized. The coding region runs from base 77 to 1315 and encodes 412 amino acids. Gene Ontology annotation, biological process: cell surface receptor signaling pathway. The record is from RefSeq and is a predicted model, not a curated record. The transcript is spliced from 12 exons. Gene Ontology annotation, cellular component: plasma membrane. Lineage: Eukaryota; Viridiplantae; Streptophyta; Magnoliopsida; Poales; Poaceae.
UGGGCGCAUUGGAGGGAGCCAGUAGUCAAAGAAGUGUGUGCUUCGCUCGGAGGCAAGAGGGAUCGGUAGGGCUACCAUGGCCGCGCCGUGGGACGACGUGGGGAGGGCCGGCAAUCUGCUGCAGCUGCUGGGCGUCGACGCGUUUGGGCUGGCCUCCAUGAUCACGCAGGCCGCGCUCACGGCGCGCCGGAACCGCGACGCGUGCCUGCAGCUGGCGGAGCACGUGCGCGUCGUGGAAGGCCUGCUGCGGAGGCUUCAGAUGCUGCCCCGCCUGAGGCAGCACCCCGAGACGCGGCGCCCGCUGGAGCAGCUCGACGACGCGCUGCGCCGCGCGUACCUGCUCGUGAGGUCCUGCAGCCAGGAGCAGGCUGCGAGGAGCUACCUCUACCAGCUGCUCACGGGCGCCCAAACUGCCGCGAAGCUGCGCGCCGCCGAGGAGGAGAUCGACCGCUACAUCCGCCUCAUGCCCAUGAUCGGUCUCGUCGCCACCGUCCGUGUGGAGGGCCCUGAGGAGGUGCUUGAGUUAGAUAGCGAGGAUUCAACCCCACCCCCAAGUCCGCGUUUAUCGCUUGAAGAAGCUCCUGGAUCUACUGCUAUUCUGGUGCCGACACCAACAGGUGAUGUUCCGUUACCUGGUAUUGAGGGAUUUGAAAUAGUUGGUGAACCUAAACUGGGGUUUACGUUGAGAGCAUGUGGUUUUACUAUAAAUGGUACUACUCUCUGCAAUUUCCAGUGGGUUCGAUAUCUUAAUGAUGGCACCAGGCAAUCUAUUGAAGGUGCUACAAUCUAUGACUACGUGGUUACGGCAGAUGACUUUGACACUGUUCUUGCUGUGGAAUGCACCCCUAUGGAUGAUAAUGAUCUCCAGGGUGAGCUUUUGAGGACAUUCGUAAACGGAAUGAACAAGAUAGCCUGUGAUUCAGAUAUGCAGAGUGAGGUCGAUGUGUGUAUUUCUAACGAGACAGCUCUAUUUAAUGUUUUUAUACUGAGAGAAUUUUCUGGUGAUAAAUGGGAACCAGCAACAGUGAUGCUUAGGAGAACUGGCUACCAGAUUAUACUUGAAAGCACAGAUGAAGUCGUAAUUGAAGAGGAAUAUUCACGAACUCUUCAGACAAAAGUUCCUAAUGGACGCUCUACUCAAUUUGUUCUAGUAAGUUCUGGCGGUGUUAGGCUACUACCAUUCAACACAUCUGGAAAAACAGGGCCGGAUAAUGAAGAUCGUGAUAUUAGGUUACGCGAUUUAAUCGUGCUGGUUAUGAGAACGUUCCAGAAAAAGGCACUCACAUUGGAUGCUGAAGAGGAAGGCAAGUCUUAGAUCCUGCGUGGAAGAAGCUUCGCUCUUUCAGCAGUGUUCGCCUUUUGUUUUUGAAGAGCAAGGAGCGAUUCAAUUAGGAGUGGCAUCAAACCUCGCAGGCAAUGAGGGACAUUGUUGAUUAUGAGCCACUGCUUGCUGAAACCAGCCUGUUGUAAUAUAUGCAAAUGUUGCUCCGGAGUGCACGCUGGAGCAGCUAUCACUAUCAGCAUACUUUGUUCAUUUCGUUAGUUUUGAGCAAUAUUCAGUAGGUGACGUUCUCCUUUUCUUUUGAAAAGUUAGUAGAAGUUCCUUGUGAGAUAGAAGUAGUAAAAGUUAGUAGAACUCCAUUUGUUACACUGUCCUCCUGCUAGUAGGAAAUAAAAGUUAGUAGAACUCCAUUUGUUA